Messenger RNA from Aspergillus calidoustus, 3834 nucleotides. The record is from the annotation of a GenBank genome assembly. Lineage: Eukaryota; Fungi; Ascomycota; Eurotiomycetes; Eurotiales; Aspergillaceae.
AUGGGCGAGAACGGCAGGAUAACGAUUUCCAUCGACCGCGGUGGCACUUUCACCGACGUCCAUGCUGUCGUCCCCGGCCAGCCCGAUAUCAUCCUGAAGCUCCUCUCCGUCGACCCCGCACAUUACCAAGAUGCUCCGACAGAAGGUGUUCGCCAGAUUUUGGAGAGGGUGACGGGCAAGCCGCACCCUCGAGGAAAGCCGCUGGAGCUGGGCCCUAUUGAGAGUCUCCGAAUGGGCACAACCGUCGCUACAAAUGCAUUGCUCGAGAGGAAGGGAGCUCGGUCUGCCCUCCUCACAACCAAGGGGUUCCGCGAUUUGCUGCGCAUCGGAGACCAAUCGCGGCCGAAUAUUUUCGAUCUGUCGAUGGCUCGACCUGGUGUCUUGCCAGAGGCAGUAGUGGAGAUCGACGAGCGGAUCGUACCGUGUCAUCCGCUCUCAGAUAAGGAGGCCUUCUCCGGCGCCCGCUUGGUCGAAGGUGUCACUGGGGAGAAAUUCCGCGUCGUCAAAGAAUUGGAUAUUGAAAAGGUUCGCCCAGAGCUGGAGCGGUUGAAGGAGAAAGGAUAUCAGUCUCUCUCUGUGGCCCUGGUACAUUCAUAUGCGUAUCCUGAGCACGAACGCCUUAUCGGCGAGAUGGCAGAGAGCAUGGGAUUUUCAGUCACGUUGUCGUCGAAGCUGCAACCCAUGAUCAAGAUUGUACCCCGAGGAAUGUCUGCUGCAGCGGAUGCCUACUUGACACCGGUGAUCAAGACCUAUAUUGAUUCGAUUUCGUCGAGCUUCGAGGGCGGUCUCGCCAACCAGCAUACGUGCAGGUUCGAGUUCAUGCAGAGCGAUGGAGGCCUGGUUGACUUUCGAAAGUUCAGCGGGCUCAAGGCGAUUCUUUCCGGGCCUGCGGCUGGUGUAGUUGGGUUCGCAGCGACUAGCUGGGACCCCAAGGAGAAGAUUCCCGUUAUCGGCUUUGACAUGGGCGGUACCUCGACGGAUGUCUCGCGGUUCGAUGGCCAUCUCGAACACGUGUUUGGGUCCAAGCUUGCUGGUGUCCAGAUUCAGUCUCCGCAGCUGGAUAUCAACACCGUUGCAGCUGGAGGUGGCUCGAUUCUAAACUGGCGCAACGGGCUAUUCUACGUUGGUCCGGAAUCAGCAUCGGCUCAUCCUGGCCCUGCUUGUUACCGAAAGGGUGGCCCAUUGACUGUUACGGAUGCCAACCUGUUUCUUGGACGUUUGCUCCCCGAGUUCUUCCCCCACAUUUUUGGUGAGAAUGAAGACCAACCGCUCGACAUUGAAAUCACGACGCGGCUGUUCAACGAACUCACCGAGACCGUCAACAAGGAGCGAAAAGCAAAGGGUCAGUCGGAAUACUCUGCGGAAGAAGUGGCAUUGGGAUUCUUAAAGGUCGCUGAUGAAUCCAUGGCUCGUCCGAUCCGUAACCUCACCGAGGCACGCGGCUUCGAAACCGGGACACACCAUCUCGCCUGUUUUGGCGGAGCUGGAGGCCAACAUGCGUGCCCAGUGGCGGGAUCGCUGGGUAUCUCCCGGAUUAUCAUUCACAAGUUCUCCUCGGUGUUAUCGGCGUACGGUCUGGCUCUGGCGGAGGUGGUCAAGGAGUCACAAGAGCCUCUCUCAACGCAGUAUACCACUUCCAAGGAGGAGCUUAACAAGCGACUGGGCGAAAUGACAGAAGCCGCCACAAAAGACAUGGCGGAGCAAGGGUUCUCCGCAGACCAGGUCCGGCACGAGCGGUAUCUGAACUUGCGCUACGACGGUUCCGACACCAGCCUGAUGAUUCUGGAACCAGAGGACGACUCUGAUUUCCUGGAGCAAUUCGAAAUCCGGCACCGCAGGGAAUUCGGCUUCAACUCCGACCGACCCGUCUUAGUGGAUGACAUCCGUGUGCGCACGAUCGCAGCUUCAAAGGUGCGAGACGAGAAAAGCCCGUUGGUUCAGCUGCGAGAAGCGACGAUCAAGGAUAUCAGCACGUCCCCAGACCUCACCACCAAGACAUACUUUGACGGACAAAAGGACCGUCUCGACACGCCGGUAUACCAGCUCGAUAAAAUUGAGAAGAACUCCCGUAUCAACGGCCCAGCCAUUAUUAUUGACCAAACUCAAACCAUCGUCGUCGUCCCAGACGCCGUGGCCACCGUCUUGGAGACAUGCAUUGUCAUUGACCUGAAAGAGGCAAAGUCUACAGAAACGGAGGCCGCCUCGUCUGGCAUUGACACGAUCAAGCUGAGCAUCUUCGGCCAUCGUUUCAUGGCGAUCGCAGAGCAGAUGGGCCGGACGCUGCAGAGGACGUCUGUUUCGACAAAUAUCAAGGAGCGCCUAGAUUUCUCGUGUGCGCUGUUCUCUCCAGAUGGCGGACUGGUGGCCAAUGCACCGCACGUUCCUGUACACCUUGGGUCUAUGCAGUUUGCCGUUAGAUACCAACAUCAGAAAUGGUUGAACAACCUGAAAGAUGGAGAUGUUUUGGUUGCCAAUCAUCCCAGCUGUGGUGGAACCCAUCUCCCUGACAUUACCGUGAUUACCCCCGUCUUCGACAAGCCCGGCGGCAGCGAGAUUAUGUUCUAUGUCGCCUCUCGCGGUCAUCAUGCAGACAUUGGUGGUAUUCUUCCAGGUUCCAUGCCUCCCAAAUCUACAGAGCUAUGGCAGGAAGGAGCGGCGAUCGAAGGAGACAAGAUAGUCAGUAAUGGAGUAUUUGACGAGGAGAGAAUAAUCGAACUAUUGGUCAAAAAGCCUGCGGAGUACCCAGGUUGCUCCGGAGCACGAUGCAUCAGCGACAACAUUUCGGAUCUGAAAGCACAAAUCGCUGCAAACACCAGGGGCAUCUCCCUCAUCCAGGCCCUCUUUGCAGAAUACGGCUCAGAGACAGUCCAAAAGUACAUGCACGCCAUCCAAGACACCGCCGAGACUGCAGUGCGGAACCUGUUGAAAGACCUCUACCGUCGUUUCGAAGGCAAGCCGCUGCAUGCAGUCGACUACAUGGAUGAUGGGACACCGAUCAGACUCAAGGUGACCAUUAACGGCGAAGAUGGAUCCGCCGUCUUCGACUUUGAAGGCACCGGGCCACAGGUAUACGGCGCAUGGAACGCUCCGAUCGCAAUUACCCAUUCUGCCAUCAUCUACUGCCUGCGAUGCAUGAUCAACGCCGACAUGCCACUGAACCAAGGCUGCCUGGCCCCAAUCGACAUCAAGGUCCCACCAUCCUGUAUCCUCUCCCCAACAAAGAACGCGGCCGUCGUCGGCGGAAACGUUGUGACUUCGCAGCGAGUGACCGACGUUGUCCUGAAAGCCUUCCGCGCCUGCGCGGCCUCUCAGGGAUGCUGCAACAACCUGACCUUUGGCACAAACGCAAAAGAAGACGCUGAAACCGGCAAGGUAAUCCCUGGCUUCGGAUACUACGAAACAAUCGCAGGCGGCAGCGGCGCGGGUCCUUCAUGGGACGGUGAAUCCGGUAUCCACGUGCACAUGACAAACACGCGAAUUACGGAUCCGGAAAUCCUAGAGAAGCGCUACCCGACGCUGCUGCGACGGUUUACCCUGCGCUCCGGAUCCGGCGGACAGGGCCAGCACCCUGGUGGUGAAGGGGUUACGCGGGAAAUCGAGUUCCUUACGCCGAUGGACUGCUCGAUCUUGUCGGAGCGCCGCGUGCACAGGCCGUAUGGACUUGAGGGAGGUGAGGAUGCUGAGCCCGGAAUGAAUCUCUGGAUCACGAAGGAUCCGCAGACGGGCGAGGAUCACACGGUGAAUAUCGGAGGGAAGAAUACGAUUUCGGUCAGUACGCAUGAUCGCAUUGUUAUCAUGACUGCUGGAGGCGGUGGAUGGGGCGCGAAGGAAUAG